Saccostrea cuccullata (small rock oyster) is the source of this 4093-nucleotide messenger RNA. Its product is annotated as E3 ubiquitin-protein ligase MYLIP-like. The record is from RefSeq and is a predicted model, not a curated record. Gene Ontology annotation, molecular function: ubiquitin-protein transferase activity. Gene Ontology annotation, biological process: ubiquitin-dependent protein catabolic process. The transcript is spliced from 6 exons. Gene Ontology annotation, cellular component: cytoskeleton. The coding region runs from base 128 to 1462 and encodes 444 amino acids. Lineage: Eukaryota; Metazoa; Mollusca; Bivalvia; Ostreida; Ostreidae.
UUUCUGAUUCUAAGUGUAUUGCAAGUGUGACAGUGAGUUUAGAACGUUUACAGACGUGCGUUGCAAUGCGAUUUCGAUUUGACGUUUCUUUGUUUUUUCUUGAAGAAAGUUAUCAUAAAUAACCAAUAUGGCAACAGUCAAAAUGUGGUGUCUUAUCUCGCAAUCAAAUUCCGUUGUUCUUGAAGUGGAAGUGGAUCAAAGAGCCAAUGGACAGGAAUGCUUAGAAAAGGUGUGUGAAAAUCUAGGAAUAGGCUAUUCAGAAAAGGAUUAUUUUGGCCUUCAAUACAGAGGAAACAGGGGAGAGAACUUGUGGCUGAAUAUGCGAAACCGAAUAGACCGACAGUUGUCUGGUCCCCAGCCCUUCAGAUUCCAUCUGAGAGUCAAGUUCUUUGUCCAGCCUCACAUGCUGCUGCAAGAUACGACCAGACAUCAAUUUUACCUACAAGUAUACCUUGAGCUAAAGACCAAAAAGCUUUUGGUGUCCGACGAAGAACGUUUGGUCGAAAUCCUGGCCCUGAUCGCUCAAGCGGAACAUGGCGACCAAGCUAACAAUGAGCAGCAAGUCCUCUACUACCAAAAUCUGAUCCAAGGGAUUGCCUGUCCUUCCUCCGAGAUCCUAACAGAUAUAGCCUACAAGCAUAGCAAUUAUAGAGGCAUGCCAAGGCAGUCUGCGGAAUACAGAGUUGUCCAGGAGGCGUCCAUUCUCUCAGGCUAUGGCAUGGAGUAUCACGAGGCCAAGAACGUAAAUAACGAGGACAUUUGUGUCGGCGUUGGACCGGAGGGUGUGGUCAUUUAUGACACGAACAUGACUGAGAUUUCCAGGUUCCCCUACCCCAUAGUCCAGAAGGCCAUUCACAACAGCAAAAAGUGCCUGCUGUAUGUUUUCACAGAAGAUGGAGAGGUAACACACGAGGAAUUUAAGAUGGUCAGCUGUAAGGCUGCCAUUUCUCUGUACAGGAGUAUCACAGAGAUGCACACCUUCUUCAGGUGCGACACCAUCAACAUGGAGGUGUUCUCUCAAGUCAGUCAGGACCUGAAGGGAGUCCUAGCCUCCAUAUUCCUCAAAGACAAUAACUCUGUCGGUAUGAAUUAUGUUUUCGAUGUCCAGCACACAUUCAGAGAAGUCUAUGACAGUACCAAGAGGAAGUUGUUCAUGUCUCAGCAUAGCCUUGACCAUCAAGGUCAAGGUCACUCAGAAUCAGAUAUGGAAACAACCUGUGGUAGAGAAGAAAUCUCUGAUCAUUGUGAAGAUUUUAAGUCACAGUUGAAAAAGAUCCAAGAAUCUUUUAUUUGUCGAGUGUGUAUGGACAAGGAAAUUUCUACAGCUCUCUGCCCGUGUGGUCACAUGAUCUGUUGUAAACAGUGUGCAGAAAGACUGGAUGAGUGCCCAGUGUGUCGGACUGGUAUAAAUACAAUACAGAACGUGUUCUUCGAAACACCCAUUACUGCCACCGGCAGGUAGCAGUGAUUGUGGACGGAAACGCAGAGAAUGACUGUGAUAGGGGGAGGAAAGAUUGGUGCGAAAGCAAAAAAACUGCCAGAUCAAUGCAAUAGAUAUUUUGUGAUUUUAUCAUGUUUAAUUUUACCCGGGAUGUGUGCAUAUAAAUAUGUUCAUUUCUUUUCAUUUCUUUUUUUUUAAAUUCAUUUCUUUUUUUCUUGAUGUUCAUCUUUUUGCCAUAUUUCAUUGAAAUCAUUCUGUUCAUUUUUUUUUUCUCAUUUACAUUUCAUAUUUCAAAUAUACAGCCUAUGUAUAUAUCAAAUCAUACAGUCAUAGAUGUACAUUACAUUGAACAGCCUCCUUGAUUAUUAUUUUUAGAUGAGAAUUUGUAAACUUUAUUUUAUACAUUGUACAAUUUGUCUCAAAUUUUUUUCUCAUCUUGAGCUUCACUUGACAUUAACCCGAGGAUCUUGGUUUUUGUUUACAUGAAUAUGUUGGAAGGGAACAUAACCGAUAACCGAUAGAUUUUUAAUUUUAUUUGUUGAAAAAAAUUAAAAAAUUAAUUUUUUGCUUCUUCUAAAUUUCUAAAAUGUCUCGAGCAAAUCUUUUAUAGGGGAAUACAAUUUUUUGAUUACUGGUACUAGUCUUUCUUUAAUUGAGGGAAAGUGUGAAAGAGUGCUUUGGUUUUCAAUUUAAAUACCUCUAAUAUCUGGAGAAAUUCAAAACAGAUUAAAGAAAGUUGAUUGCUAAAAUACAGUACAUAUCUAGUGAUAUUUUCCAUUGUAUUUUUUUAUAUAUCAUUCUCGCAAAUUAAUUUCAUCUCAUUUUGUCCCAUUCAGGUCGUUCUUUUGAACUCCCUGCUAUAUAUUAAUUUAAAUUAUUAAGUUAUUUUCCUGUAUUUUUUCCUCUUUAUUUUUAACUCUUUACAAGUUAUUCUAAAGUCCUAAGAAAGGUGACAUUGUAGUUGCCAUUAUUGUAGCAUUCAAAUGUCAGAGGAACUUUAGUCCCAACUUGUGUAUAUUUCUCUGUGUAGUUUACCCGGUAAGUAUUUUCUGAAUCACAGGGUAUACUGCCUAUUCAUUGUAUAAUCUUGCGCGAUAUUAAACGCAAUGUAUGUACUGAUAUUGAAGAGCUUUGAAAUUUGAUAUUAAAAAUCAAAGUCAGCAUUUCAAAUAAGAUAUUUAUGAAUUCUGAUAUUUAAUCGCACACUAUAAACAUAGUAAAAUGUAACAUAUACAUGUAUUUAUUUUUCUAAAUUUUCCAAUCAGAAAUUAUAUGCAGCAGUUAAUUUAUAAGAUAUGAAACUCAUGCACUAGCACUGUUAUUUUAUAUUUAUGCAAUAAGUAAUUAAUUCAUCAUGAUUAUGCAAUAGAAAAUCAUAGAUUUCCACAUUUUCCAACCUUUCACUUCAUCUGAAACAAAAUUCUGCUUUUCUUAUCUGUAUGGUUGUAAAUGACAUGUACAAGAGUAUUGUAAAUCACAUCAUAUUCAUGAAAACUUUAUUGCAGUUGAAUUUGGUACAUGUAUCUCAAACAUUGAUAUCUUGAAUACUAUGAAUAUGUUGAAGUAAGUUGGAAAUCUCAAUAAUUUUUUCACUUUAUUUUAUCUUGGCUUCGCAAAUUCUCAGAUAAUUAGGUUAUGUGAAAUUAAACAAGGGGAAGUAACUCUUAUUACAGCUUGUUGAUUUCUCAUAGGAAAAAAAAUAUGUGAAAUGUGAUUAACAGAAUUUAUCCGCAAAUGAGAGCUCUGUAUGAAAGUUUUGUUAUUACAUUGUUGCUUCUGUUUAACAGAUUCUUGGUGUGAAUGGAGGUUAUGUUGAAUGAGUUUAUAUUGACGACUGACAGAAUGGCAUUAUAUAUACUGUAUAUAGUGGAUGUAUCAAGAGAACCUGUAAAUAAUUAGAUCAAAAUUUGAUGAAAGAGGGCAAAGACUGUUAGCCUGGUGUGAAGAAAAAAAUAUCAAAACUUCUCUUUUUAUGUUUAUGGUAUUUUUGUUAAAAAAAUAUCUUCAGAUGAAAUGCUAUUUUUUUUUCUCUCUUUAUGUUCAUGUAUGUUCUUGCCUUCGUUUUGAUUUAAAGAAAUUAUGUCUAAUGUGGUAGAAAUUUAGUGAAUUCCAAAUAUUUUUCUGUAUACGUGUAAAUCAUAUUUCACAUCAUUUUACAUUCAGUUGGUGUUCAGGCUUUUGCUAGAUAUUUUCAUUAUCAAAGAUACAGUAAAUGUACCAUCAGGAAAAAUAACCAAAGUCGCAGCUAACUGCCAUAGAUUUCAAAGCUGCCUGAAGUUUUAUUUUUUCCCCCCGUUUCACCUUUUGGUGAUCAGGCAAUAUUACAAAUAAUCAGGUAUCAGCUUUUGUUGGAAAUACAUCCAUCAUCAAGAAAGAUGAUUUUCUUUUCUCAUUUUUUUCCCAUUUUAAUUUUGAAAAUAAAGACGGAGCAGCCCUUUUUUCAGAUUUGCUGGAAUGAAAUGCAGGACAGAUUUUUUAGUUUCAUUUUAACGAGUCGAGAUAUUGAUGUUAUGAAAUUGUUUUGUUAUUUUAAAACAUCGUGUACAUGUAGCAUUGCUUUGUAGAGGAAAAUGAGUGUCUUUCAAUUAUGUAUACUGUAAGUACAAACCGAAGAAGAAAAAAGUCCACAAAAUAAAGUUAUUUUAAAACUGA